UGUAGAAUGGAGGAAACAAUUAAAAGCAACAAAGGAAAUGUAAAAUAUGAGCACAAUGGAUUUUUAUACGUAUUUCACAAAUUCAACAAGGAUGGCGACAUCAAAUUUUGGAGGUGUGAAUUUUGCAACACCAAUGAUUUUACAUGUAAAGGGCGACUUCAUACUGAUCUUCAAGGAAAUGUUCUGCGUCAAGUGGGUGAACACAAUUGCCCCUCGGGUGCUGAGAACAUCGGGGCGAAACGUAUUAUAACAACAAUUAAAAAAAGAGCAAUUGAAACAAUGGAAACACCAGCAAUCCUUAGAGCCAAUACGCUGCAAAAUGUUCCAACGCCAAUUCUCGCUCAGGUACCAAAUAAACAGGCAGUAAAGAAGAUAAUUAAACGGGCUAGAACAGAGAUAGAGGCGCCAGUUGCUGUUCCCUUGAAUCUUGAAGAUCUACAAAUUCCUCAACAUUACCAAAUCUACAUGAGAACAGAGGCUGUUGGAGAACAAUUUCUGCUAGCAGAUAGUGGUGUUUAUAUUGAGGGUGGUAGGCAGCACAGGAUUUUGGUGUUUGGUAGGGAGUCCUAUGGUGCAUGGUCAAGGGAAAUGAAGGAGAUUUUUGUUGAUGGCACUUUUUCCAUAGCGCCGAAUUUUUUUAGUCAAAUUUAUGCAAUUUUAGCAAGGUUUACUAUUUUAAUUUCUUUUAUUUCCUUUUUUUAUUUUAAAAACAGGAGGCACAACUGGGUCCUACCUGUUCUCUAUUGUCUUCUCAGCAACAAGAGUCAGGCAACUUAUGAGCGUAUGUGGGUGCUUAUACGCAAUUUUUGGCCUGAUUUUGAACCAAACUCGAUCAGCAUGGACUAUGAAGCGGCUGCUAUCAACUCAAUCAGGGCCAUUUUUCCAAUGUGUGAGAUUAGAGGAUGCCUGUACCAUUUAACUCACAAUUUGAAGAAGAAGCUUGCGGAAGAAGGCUUAACACAACGUUAUCGGACUGACGCCGAAUUUGCGGUCAUGUGUCGUAUGAUAACUGCUGUUGCUUUCCUCCCUAUACAAGAUAUCUCAAUUGGUGUUAUGGCUCUUGAUUCAGGAUUUAUGCCACAUGAAUUGGAUCCUAUAAUUGAUUGGUUUGUCAUCAACUAUACAGGCCGAUUGCGAAUAAAUGGUACAAGAACAGAGGCUCGUUUUCCGCCCGAUAUUUGGAGUGUUUAUCACAGAACAUUAGAUGGGGAUAGUAGGACGAAUAAUUUUGCUGAGAGCUCACAUCGUCGUCUACAGCAAGCAUUCUCCUGUUGUCAUCCUUCAAUUUGGAAAUUCAUUGACACAUUGAAGAGGGAACAAAAAUCAAGGGAUGCUGAUAUGGCCAAAUGCAUUUCUGGUGAGGAGCCUCCAAAAAAGGCUAGACGUUACAGGGAGGCUGAUGCUCGAAUCCUAAACAUUGUUGGCAAUUAUAUUCCAAUCAAUCAGGGAAAUCCUUUUCAACUCGACCCUAACCAACAUUUUCAUUUUCAACCUAUAAUUGAUUUCUUGCGAGGCAUUGCUUACAAUUAUCAAAUGGACCAGUGA
Molecule: messenger RNA, 1545 nt
Organism: Meloidogyne enterolobii
Lineage: Eukaryota; Metazoa; Nematoda; Chromadorea; Rhabditida; Meloidogynidae
Source: the annotation of a GenBank genome assembly